This is a messenger RNA of Cotesia congregata, 1746 nucleotides long. NCBI's taxonomy places the organism in Eukaryota, Metazoa, Arthropoda, Insecta, Hymenoptera, Braconidae. The record is from the annotation of a GenBank genome assembly.
GAAUUAAAUAAUCCACCAGCAGUGCCAUUGCGUCGUAAAAAAACUUCAUCCAAUAAUAAAUUAUUAAAAAGUAAUUUAUCACCAAAACAACCAAUUAAAAAUAUAAUUAUUUCAUCAGGAGCAUCCAGCAGUAAUAAAUUAAUUAAAGAAGAUAAUGACAAAAAUUUAAUAAAAUAUUCAUCAAAUUUAAAUAAAAAAAAAUUAAAUAUUCCAGUAAUUAAAGAACCAAAAAUCCAAGAGGAUAAAAAAUUAAAAAUUAAAAAUAAUCCUACGCUUUUAUUUACUACCAGAGACUUUGAAAGUGUGAUGGAGCAUUCAGAUAUGAAUAGAGUCUCCCACCAAUUAAACUCUCAAAAAUUUCAAACUAAAAUUAAUAAUGAUGGUAUAAGUGAAGAAACUACAUGUUUUACUAUUACAGCCAGUAAUUUACCUUUUGCGACAUUUAAAAGGGAGCUGACUAAUGAAAAUUUUACAUUAAAUAAAAAUAAAAACCAAAAUGGUUCUUUUGAUUUUGAUUGUGAAAAAAAUAAUAAAUUUUUCCAUGAUUUAAAGAUUCAAAAUUUAGAGAAUGAAUCAAAAGAGUUUAAUUAUGAAAAUAAAAGUGUGAAAAAUGCAAAUAAAAUUGAUAAAAAAAAUCAUUCAAAAACUCCGAAUCAAAUGAAAAAUGAUUUAUUAAACGAGCUUGUUACUAAUUUUAAUGAAUUAAAAUUAAAAAAAAUUUCUAUUCCAAGUCAGGUCACAGAUAAAAAUGAUAGUGACAAGAAAGUGAUGGUAGGAAAAAUAAAUAAUGUUAAUAGUAAUAGUAAUAAAAAUAAUAAUGGAAUAAAUUGUGUAAUAUCUAUGAACAAUAGUGCCUGUAAUAUAGGUAAAAAGACUGAUGAUAAAGAUCUGGAGAUCGAUAAUUACAAUAACGAUACUACUAGUCUUAAACGUAUGAAGAAAAAUAAUAAUCCGCCUAUUUUACCGGCAAAAAUAAUAUCUAAUUUUACGGAUGAUAAAAUUAGUCGUCUUUGUAUAAAUAAUAAUAAUAAUAAUAAUAAUUAUAAUAAUGGUAUUGACAAUAAUAUUAUUGAAAAGACAUAUACAUUACGACGUAAAAAAUCUGGUAGAGUUAGUCACAAUUAUGGAAAAAAUGACCAGAUUAAUAAUUCUAAAAAAAAUAUAAUAAUUAAUAAUAAUAAUUAUAGAAAUGAAAAUAGUGAUAUUGCUUCAGAUUCGUGUGUAGAAAAAGAUAUUAAAAUAAAUAUGAAUGAUAAAAAAAUAGUAGUUGAGAUUGAGCAUACAUUGGUGAAGAAACGUGGGGGUGUGAUUGAUUAUAAAGUUAAUGGUGGUAAAAAUUUGAGUUCAGAUGAAUUUAAUCUAAAGCCAACGGGGUCUUGUUUGAGAAACUCAUCGUCAAUAAGUCAAAUUUGUCACAAAAAAGUUAUGUUCAAUGGCAAUAAAACGACGGGUGCUAAUAAGUUUAAAAAAGUAAAGCGUCGAGCUCCACCACGACCUUUCAGUAAAAGUAAAGGAGCUAUUGAGUGUACGGUGUGUGACAAUCACGAGGAAAAGCAGGAUCUUGGAAAAUUUAAUGAUACCAAUUUUGGAAAAAUUAGACGAUUGACUAGUGAGGCGUACUCCCAGCCUACAAAUGAAGAAAACUCACCAAGACACAAUGUUAAGUCAGGUAAAAACCGAAUUGUUCUUUUUCAAUCCCUAUUUAAUAAUAGAGUAUGUAAAUAUUGUGUAAAAGUGAACAAAUGA